This is a messenger RNA of Geodia barretti, 3593 nucleotides long. NCBI's taxonomy places the organism in Eukaryota, Metazoa, Porifera, Demospongiae, Tetractinellida, Geodiidae. The record is from the annotation of a GenBank genome assembly.
ACGAGAUCUCUCGACCACCUAUCUUUCUCUCCCCCCUCUCCUCUCUCCUCUCUCCUGUCUUCUCCUCCUCUCUCUUCUCCUCUCUCCCUCCUCGUCCACCGCCCACCAUAGGAAUCUUCUACUACGUGACAUGGGUCGCUGCAGUGUUCUGUGUACCAUAAUGCCUCAACAUCCUGGCCGGAAUAGGGGAUAAUAAACGGAGUCGAGGUCGGCAGUGCGGUGGUCAUAGCUGCCCCCUCAUCCUACUCCCGCACAACACUUCCUGGAGCUGGCGGGCUCCUGGGGCUCAAAACACCUCUUCUCCUCUACCUCCUCCUCCCCUUCCUAGCAGUCUCUCUCGCCCUCCUCAUGUACAACUGGUAUCCGUCACAGGUGUUUGUAGGUGACACUUUCUGCUACUUUGCCGGAAUGACGUUCGCGGUGGUCGGAAUCCUGUCUCACUUCAGCAAGACAAUGCUCCUCUUCUUCAUUCCCCAGAUUCUCAACUUCCUGUACUCUGUUCCACAGCUGUUUGGUCUCAUUCCCUGCCCCAGACACCGCCUACCCAGGCUGAACAGAAAAUCUGGACUCCUGGGCAUCAGCUGGGCCCAGUUCAAUCCCUCUCACCUCUCUCCUCUGGGAAAACUAACUCUCAGCAUCCUCCAGACCUUCAGACUAGUGACCACAGAGGCUGCCAGCGAGGAGGGCGAGAUCCGCGUCAAUAACCUCACCAUCAUCAACUUCUUGCUGAGACUCACUGGCCCCACCCACGAACAAACACUGACUGUACAGAGAGAAGCUCUGAUUGCGGAGGCAAUAGCGGAGGGCAAGGAACAUGGAAGGCAGCAGUCUCUUGCAAGAGAAGCCAGCAUUCAGCGCAUGAAGACGGGCCAGCUCAGCAGCGGGCAGAUGGUGGGAAGGCUCUUCAAGAAGCCUACCAAGAGUGCCAGGAAACAGGGAGAGGCCAGAGUCAUGCUGGACGACAUGGUGCGCCGGGCAGAGAAAAAGAUUGCAGAAGCGGAGAGACACAGCGUCGGUACCACUCAAGGAGCCGAAGAAAAGGCCGAGGCGCUGGCAAAGGAGCUGUUCCACAGACCUGGCUCCAUGCUCACCAGCGAUGAAAUUGCUCUCAUGACUCAGGAAUCCGGCUGCGCCAAUGUCAGAGAAGCUCCAACUUGCCAAUUUCCCCAGACUGUAAUCUACCGUACAAUUGACGGAACCUGCAAUAACUAUAAAUUCCCUCUUUAUGGAGCUUCUGAAACACCCUUUAGGCGCAUGGUUCCUGCCUUUUACGAGGACGGCAUCGACUCCCUCAGGGGUGAUAUCCAAGCUGUGAAUGAGGAACAGACUGAUGGUAUGUUUGCACUCGAUCCAUUUUCGGCUCCUGCUCCAAGUGCCCGUCUCAUCAGCAAGACCAUCAUCUUCCGUAACGACUCACUAGAGGAAGACGACUUUACUCACCUCCUCAUGCAGUGGGGGCAGUUCCUUGACCACGACCUCGACCUCUCUCCAGAACUAGAGGCCGAGUGUGAAAACUGUGAGUUUUCCGACAUCUGCCGCCCAAUCCGUGUCGCAAGAGAAGACCCUGUGUUUGGUCUGGGCACUCUGCAAAAUGGAAACUGUCUCCGUUUUGGCCGUUCCCUGCCAACCUGCAGCCAAGAUCCUCCUGGAUCAUACUCACCGCGAGAGCAACUCAAUGCCAUCACCUCGUUUAUCGAUGCGUCCAAUGUUUAUGGGUCAAAUAAGAUGCAUGGAAAUGCAGUCAGGCUUUUUGAAGACGGACUUUUGAAGGAGGGGGAGCCAGCGUUGCCAGGACAGAAACCGGCUCUUCCAAUUGACAAGGAUGACAUCAUGGCCUGCUUGAAUGCACAGAACUGCUUCCUUGCAGGCGACGUACGAGCCAACGAGCAGAUUUCCCUCACCAUAAUGCACACUCUGUGGCUCCGUGAGCACAACCGAAUUGCCGGUGAGCUGAAGGAGAUCAAUCCCUUCUGGGAUGACGAGAGGCUGUUUCAGGAAGCCAGGAGGAUUGUCGGUGCACUGCUCCAGAAGAUUACCUACGAAGACUACCUGCCCAAAGUCAUGGGCCCCACAGUCUUCAACCAGCUGAUUGGACCCUACCCUGGGUAUGACCCACGUGUUGAUCCUGGUGUUCCCAACAGCUUUGCCACAGCUGCCUAUAGAUACGGCCACAGCCUGGUGCGCCCCGAGUUUGCACGACUUGGUUCCAAUUUCCAACCAUUGCCCAAGGGACCACUUAAUCUUGUGGAUGCCUUCUUUAACCCAGAUCAGUUUAAGCUCAGCAUGGGCACUGACCCAAUAUUGCGAGGAUUAAUCACAGAAAAUGUACUGAGGGCUGACUCUUUCAUCAAUUUCGUUCUAAAUUCAAAACUGUUUGAAAGGGCUGACAAAGGGUUACCAGGAAUGGACCUGGCUGCACUCAACAUCCAGCGAGGUCGCGACCACGGACUACCGACACUCUCUGUCUUUGCCAACACCUGCAAGCGCAGGUUCCCUUGGCUCCCUGACCUCGGAGUGUUCCAGCAAGAACUGGACACCAUUCGUUUCUUGCAGCUUCACGGCUCUCUGAACGACGUGGAUCUGUGGAUGGGAGGACUGGCUGAGACCAGACUUCCAGGUUCCUUCAUCGGCCCAACCUUCGCCUGCAUCUUUGGCAUCACCUUUGACAACGUGAGAAACGGAGACCGGUUCUGGUACGAGAAUCCCGACCUUUUCACACCGGCUCAAUUGCGACAGAUAAAGAGGGGCUCCUUUUCUCGUGUAAUCUGCGACAACUCUGACAACAUCAACCGAGUGCAGCCAGAUGCCUUCCUCAGCAACCAGACCCGCGUUCCAUGUCGUCAGAUACCUACAGUCAACCUCAAUGCCUGGAGAGAGGCAAACUGCUUUGCCCGUGUUAGAGUCGCUGCAAUCCCCUCCCCUCUCGAAAUUAGAUUGUUUAGUCAGCGGCAGCGCAGAAGGAGACUCUCAACUAUCUCUUCCUCCACCGAGGUUUUCGGUGCGAGUCGGGACCCACAGACAAUGUGUAUGACAUUAAUCUGUCCUACAGGAUCCGAUGUCACAGUCCUUGUCCAGUCGAACGGGACAAGCAUCACUAUUACCCCCAACCCAACCCUACCCGAAAAUUUUCCCGGCAUAGGCUCUAAUAACUACCUUGCCGUCUGGCCAAACAAUGCAUUUAAACCCAAGAACGGGCUUUUCAGGGCGCAAACACCCUGCGAGAACCCCAACACUCAGCCCAGCAAUGUCGCCAUUGACGUUUCUAUUACCAUGCCCAACCCUGACCGCGUACAGCAGCAGAUGGAGGGGACAAUGGACGAUAGCGAAAUUAGGAAAAAAGAGUCGGAACUGUUGUUUGGGAGAAGUAACGAAGAUGAUGAAAUGCCCGAAGAUGAUGAAAAUCCCGAGGCUGACGAGAACGAUCAAAAUCUGAUGGCUCAGCUGGAGGAGGCACUGCAAGACCUUGAACUGUAGCUGGCCGUUUAAUUCGAGAUAUUUUAGCAUAUUAUGUAGCAUAAUUUCAUGUGGUGAAGUAGGGGUGUGGAGUGUUGUUCGUAAUUACCAUAACAUCACACGUUAUUUUCAUACCCAAA